AUGGCACCCGCAUAUGCAAAAGCGCCUUCGCAGUUACUGCUGUCCUCAGACAGCUCUUCCAGCGGUGACUUUCCGUCGACUCCCGCUGAGGCUAGAGAAAAACCGGCAGCACGAGGGCAGCAAUCACCAAGGCGGGGAAAGCUGCCGCUUGCCCCAAAGAAUACGAACGAAAGUUUGUUGUACCGUCAGGGUCAGACGCCUAGACAUCCAAAUGGGUCUUCGAAGAAGCCGCCACCGCCUCCCCCGGUAGAUGCCUUGGGCUCUCUGUUUAUCCCGGGAUCUCCGCAUCCCAAGGAUAGAUCGGCGGACCGCGAACUGGGAGUAAGGGACCCACUCUUGGCUCUAGACUCUCCUCAGCAGGCAGUGCAGCGAAUCAAGAGCGCAGUCAUCAUGAGGGCCAUGAGUGCUAGGAGUACGGAGGCACGAGAUAUGAAAAGUGCUUCUGUGGAGAUCGAGAAGGGGCACUUUCAGCCACUUAGUCGGCAGGCCUCGAAACGGGUAGCUUUAACACCUCGGGAGUCGUCCUUUGCUCGCAAGCCAUCAGGUUUACCUGUCAGGAGCAGGCAGAGCAUCGUAUCACGUAGAAAACUUGAACAAACGGAGUCUUCCCUCGCUGAAAAGUGGCUCCCAUCCUCACCAAGGCCUCUGGGCUCGGAUGAUGGUGGCAAGCCAGUUGCUCGUCAGCGGAACGGAGCCGGCGAGCAAGACGCCUCAGGGAGGCUUCUAAAGAAAGCGAACUCCGAAGAUGCGUGGGCAACACUUCCUCGAAGGGAGGCCUGGUCAAGAAAUAACAGUAAAGAUGGGGGACCUCAAGGCCGAGCUCAACCUGGUAAGGCGGAGAAGCGGCCUUCCGCUUCUGGGCCUCCAGCGACGCGAAAAUCGCUAGUUUUGUCCAAGCAGCAACCGAAACUUCCGACGGGUAGGUCGGAGGCAGAUGCAACACCGUGGUCUGAUGAGGUUUUGGAAAGGCCAGGCACCUCCAGACCCGACCAGAAGGCCCCUAAGAAGCUCGCAUCUACAGGUUCCGUAGCUCGUUUUUCUCCAAGAAUUAAGUCCUCAGUUGAGCAGGAUCUCGUUCAAGACCUUGAGGGUCGCCUUGUCACGUCAAACCGUCGAAUAAGCGAGCUCGAGGCUCAACUAGCAGAAAUCAACAGACACCACGGCGAAGAACUUGAACGGCUGCGUUUAGAGCACCAAGUCAAGCUUGCUGAAGAAGUACGGAAGGUCGCGUCUGAGCGAGAAGAGGCAAUGGAGAAGCUUCGAAAAGAGGAGAAGAGCAAACGUGAAGAAGUGCAGAAGCAAGCUUUGGCCCGCCAGAGUAGCAUGAAGAUGCGGUGCGAUGCUUCGGUACGCGAGCUGAAGGAGAAAGUUCAGUCUUUGGAAAAACAGCUAAAGACAAAAGCUCAGGACUUUGAGCGCGAACGAGUCGGCCUUAUGAAGUCUUUUGAAGAUAAACGGAAGCACGACCUGCAGGCACAGGAAAACGAGGCGAAGACGCAUCAGAAGGAGCUAAAGAACAAGGAGUCAGAGUUAAUGGAACAGCAAGGCAGAGUACAGGCUCUUACUGCAAGCAUGCAAACUCUAACAACUUCGCUCGCCCAGAUGAAGGAACUGAACGACAUAUCAAGGACGGCGACACAAGCGCUGGAAGAGAAGGCAAAGACACAGGCUGCAUUUAUAAACACAUUAAUAAAGAGGGAAGAAGACCUGCGAGCCCAGGCAGCAAAGCUCAUGCCAAUAAAGGAAGCUAAGAGGCUUGCAUUCCGGGCACUACUCAAAGGAAGAGCGGUGGAAAUGAUUUCACGAGCGUGCAUGCCAACAGACGCUAGCCUUUGGAACAAGGCUUGGGCUUUCCAACAGCUUGUUGACCUUAUCGGUGGCAUACACGGGUCCAAAGAGAGGAGACAAGACGCGAUCGAGUCAAGGCUUAUGCAGUUCCGCAAGGAACAGAUGUUCCUCAUGGCGGAAAACGAAAGGCUGAUGGCAAAGGUUGCUGAGCUGCAACAAGAGGGAAUCAAUCAGAGGCAGAGCAAGGUUGCUUUAAUGGAGCAGGCACUCAUCGGAGAAUCUUCAAGCAGUCCACGCAAUGCAGCAAACAACAGUAACGGAGGCCCAAACAGUGAACCUGCUCCUCGAUGGCUUGUAGUGUGUAUUCAACACAUGGUUGAUAGGAGACUGUUGUGGGCGUUUCUAAGGCUGCAGAAGGUGACCACAGAAGCUGAGUCGAAUACCACGAUAGACAAGCUGCAGAAGAAAUUCAAUGAGUUGCGCGUAUCGGCUUACAAGGAAAUGGCAGCAAGGAUCGGGAUUUUCAGGCUUGUAGCUUUCAUAAGGUGCCUGCGUCUCCGAGCAUUGUUCAAUGCUUUCUUCAAUCUUGCAAUGAAUGCAAGUCAGCUCUCCCGCGACGAGGCAGUGAAGAAAGCAGAGCAAACGCGGGUUUGUCGAGAUCCGUUCACAAAAGAAUCAGGUGCAGCUGAACUUCCAGUUACAGGGUCCUACGCCGCUGCGGACAAUGCACGACUUGACCUGAACGUUCCUUUGGCCCAUCAGCCACACUACUAUCGUCAGUUGCCGUCCGUGCGGAAUCCACCUCGGGGGCGCAACAUGUUCGUCCCUAUGGUUGACCCUAGGCCACCAGUGCAGGGGUACUUGCCACACCCUGGGUACUCGCACACGCCACUAUCGCUCGGUGUGCCACCUUUCGUAACAAAGGGCCGAGCGCCUGGAAGCAGCGCGGGUGUACCGAAUGCGUUCCCUUCGGGGCCAUAUGAUGCAACACAGCCAGUUGACGAGCGAGGCGCAGUUUACCGCAUGAGGGGAGCACAACAGGAUCUUAGGAGAAUCAUGAUGGAAAGUGUUGGUGACAAGGUGGGAGCGCGCAUCGUUGGUAGAAAGUAA
Messenger RNA from Eimeria acervulina, 2898 nucleotides. Its product is annotated as tola protein., putative. The transcript is spliced from 6 exons. The record is from RefSeq and is a predicted model, not a curated record. Bases 1 to 2898 code for a protein of 965 amino acids. NCBI's taxonomy places the organism in Eukaryota, Apicomplexa, Conoidasida, Eucoccidiorida, Eimeriidae.